Papaver somniferum (opium poppy) is the source of this 1476-nucleotide messenger RNA. RefSeq names its product flotillin-like protein 4. Gene Ontology annotation, biological process: protein localization to plasma membrane. The coding region runs from base 1 to 1476 and encodes 491 amino acids. The transcript is spliced from 2 exons. The record is from RefSeq and is a predicted model, not a curated record. Gene Ontology annotation, cellular component: plasma membrane raft; plasma membrane. NCBI's taxonomy places the organism in Eukaryota, Viridiplantae, Streptophyta, Magnoliopsida, Ranunculales, Papaveraceae.
AUGUUUAUCAGUUACAAAGUAGCCAAAGCUUCAGAAUAUCUAGUAAUCACUGGAUCCGGCAUCGACGACAUAAAACUUGCAAAAAAGGCAUGGGUACUUCUAGGCCAGUCGAGCACUAUUAUCGACGUAUCUCCUGUGAAUUAUACUUUCGAAGUUCAAGCUAUGAGUUCCGAAAAGCUUGCUUUCCUUCUCCCAGCCGUCUUCACUAUUGGUCCUCGUCAUGAAGAUCAACAAAGCCUACUGAGAUAUGCAAAACUGCUCUCUUGUCAUAAUCGUCAGUCUAACCAUGUUAAAGAUCUAGUUCAAGGUAUUAUUGAAGGAGAAACUCGAGUUCUUGCUGCUUCAAUGACUAUGGAAGAUGUAUUCAAAGGUACUAAAGAUUUCAAGAAAGAAGUAUUUGAGAAAGUUCAAUUAGAACUCAACCAAUUUGGGCUUUUGAUUUACAACGCAAACAUUAAACAUCUUGUGGAUGUCAGAGGACAUGAAUAUUUUUCGUAUUUGGGUCAGAAGGUUCAAAUGGAAGCAGCCAAUCAAGCAAAAAUCGAUGUGGCAGAAGCAAAAAUGAAAGGUGAAGUUGGAGCCAAGUUGAGAGAAGGUCAAACUGCACAAAACGCGGCAAAAAUCGAUGCAGAAACGAAGAUUAUAUCAACUCAAAGGCAAGGGGAAGGAAAGAAAGAAGAACUUAAGGUAAAGGCUGAGGUUAAGGUUUUUGAGAACCACAGAGAAGCUGAUGUAGCUGAAGCUAAUGCUGAAUUGGCGACCAAGAAGGUUGGGUGGGCUCAGUUGGCACAGUUGGCCGAGGUUGAGUCUGUUAAGGCGGUGGCCAUCAAAGAGGCUGAGUUGCAAAGAGAAGUUGAGAUGAAGAAUGCUUUGACUCGGACCGAAAAGUUGAAGGCUGAGUUCCUUAGUAAAGCCAGUGUGGAGUAUGAAAUCAAGGUUCAAGAGGCAAACUGGGAGCUAUACAAGAAACAAAAAGAAGCAGAAGCAGUACUCUAUGAGAGCCAGAAGGCAGCUGAGGCCCAAAAACUAGCCGCAGAAGCAACUCUUUUUGCUCGAAAACAAGCAGCAGAUGGAGAACUAUAUGCGAAAACAAAAGAAUCAGAAGGUUUAGUAACGGCAGCAGAGGCACAAGGAAUUUACAUUCGUACUUUAUUUCAAGCAUUUAACGGGAACUAUGCUGCAUUAAGAGAUUAUCUGAUGAUAAAUGGUGGUAUGUUUCAAGAAAUUGCCAAGAUUAAUGCCAGUGCAGUUCAAGGUUUGCAGCCAAAGAUUAGUAUAUGGACCACAGGCAAUGGCCAUUCAGGGGAUGGUAGUACUAUUAAUGCUGUAGACGGUUCAGUUUCAGGAGCCAUGAAAGAGGUGGCAGGAGUUUACAAGAUGUUACCACCAUUGUUUCAGACUGUUGAAGAACAAACUGGGAUGGUCCCACCUUCAUGGUUGGCUACUCGGUCCGUUACAUCUUCUAAUCAAUCAUGA